AUAUUGGUAAUUCUUCGGGACUUCUACCAAAAAACAAUCAAGUCAAAGUGGGAUAAUUCUUAGUAAAGCCUAGUACUCAGAUCCUGGCAGAAGCAGGGAUAGUAUUCGGAUGAAACCGUUAAAAAACUUGGCCGCAGACGCCAAGGGGACUGUUAUCUACACGUCAGCUUGUGGGGAACGAUUAGGCCAAACAAAAGACUCUGCCUCAGGGGCAAUCACAGACAUAAAUUCGAUUCAGUUGCAGUUGCCAGACUAUCGAGUCCGGUCGCAUAUUCUCCAAGGCCAAGCGUACAAGUCAAGAGUUUGCAUAUUUUCAUGAGCAUUUUCCGACUCGGAUUUGAACUGUUAUAAAUCCAAAGCCAAGCAAGAAAACCAGCAGCAGCACUUCUUCAAGCUAUAGAAUUGAAAGACAAGCUAACGACUAUGGGAAAUGUAUUCGGCAAUCUAUUUAAUGGCCUCUUUGGCAAAAAGGAAGCGAGAAUAUUGAUGGUCGGUUUGGAUGCCGCUGGUAAAACCACAGUUCUGUACAAACUCAAAUUAGGCGAAAUUGUUACAACGAUACCUACCAUUGGUUUCAAUGUGGAGACUGUAGAAUACAAGAAUAUUAAAUUUACAGUGUGGGAUGUGGGCGGUCAAGCCAGAAUUCGUAAAAUGUGGAGGCAUUACUGCGUGAAUACACAAAGUCUUAUCUUCGUUGUGGACAGCAAUGACCGGGAUCGUAUUGAUGAGGCGAGAGAGGAAUUGAUGAGCAUGCUAGCGGAGCACGAGUUUCAAGUCUUACUAAUAUUCUCCAACAAACAGGAUCUACCGAAUGCAAUGAAUGCGGCUGAAAUGACCGACAAGCUCGGUUUGAACGCACUCAUAAACCAAAACUGGUACAUUCAAGCGACGUGUGCAACUAACGGCGAUGGACUCUACGAAGGACUCGACUGGCUGUCCAAUCAGCUCAAGCAUGUUAAUCGCUAAUUAAACCAACACAUAAACUACAAACACAACAUGAAAAAUACACAAGCAAUGCAGCAGCAGAGAGAAUGAAAAACCACAGCAG
Drosophila obscura is the source of this 1048-nucleotide messenger RNA. RefSeq names its product ADP-ribosylation factor 1-like. Gene Ontology annotation, cellular component: cytoplasm; plasma membrane. Gene Ontology annotation, biological process: vesicle-mediated transport; intracellular protein transport. The transcript has 6 exons. Lineage: Eukaryota; Metazoa; Arthropoda; Insecta; Diptera; Drosophilidae. Gene Ontology annotation, molecular function: GTPase activity; GTP binding. The coding region runs from base 424 to 966 and encodes 180 amino acids. The record is from RefSeq and is a predicted model, not a curated record.